AUGCCGGCCGACGGGAUGGGGAAUCCCCACGACGUGAUCAUUGACAUUCCCUUGAAUGACGCUCCCAGUCGAGGCGGCAACCUCUCCUCCUCAGACGCCCGCAAAUGGAGCUCGCACAACCAAACCCCCGACGAGACCAUUGUCAGCGAGAAGGCCGGCCUGGUCACGACGCGAGGCCCCGGCCGCCGCCGCCGUCGCCGUGAAGACACCUCUGCUUCCGACAACACCAUCACCGAGGCGAUGGGCAAACCUGCCGAGUCGCCCGAGGACGGCACGCUGAACCGCAUGGGCCGCAUCUACCAGGCUAUUCUGAAUUUCUCCAUCGUCACUCGCUACCUCAUCUAUGUCACUCCGAUCGCCGUGCUGAUUGCGAUUCCGAUCAUUGUCGGUGCGACGGCUGCCAAGGAGGCCCGUAUCGGCGGCGUUCAUAUCUACUGGUUCUUUGCGUGGAUCGAGGUCGUCUGGCUGAGCUUGUGGGUCGCUAAGAUCUUUGCUCAUUUUCUGCCUUAUGUCUUUCAGUUUCUCUGUGGGAUUGUCAGCUCUGGCACGCGCAAGUAUGCGCUUAUUUUGCGCGCCCUGGAAACGCCCAUCAGCCUGGUGCUGUGGUCGGUUAUUUCGUUAGUCACGUUUCUUCCGAUUAUGACCUUGACCCCUGGAAAGAAAGAGAACAAUGACACCGACGUCAAGUCCUGGGAGAAGAGUAUCAAGAACAUUCUGUUCGCGCUGCUUGUGUGCAGCCUGAUCCUGCUUGGCGAGAAAGCCAUCGUCCAGCUCAUUUCGAUCAGCUACCACCGCAAGCAGUUCGACACCAAGAUCAAAGAGUCCAAGCGCAACGUUUACCUGGUCGGCCUGCUCUUCGAAGCCUCCCGGAAUAUGUUUCCCGCGUAUUGCCCCGAGUUCCGUGAUGAGGAUGCCAUUAUCUUCGAUUCGCUCUUGGCCCAAGGUGGCCAGAAGGGCGGCAAGCGCGGCUCUACCAUGCCGUUGCGGAUGAUGCGCCAGGUCGGGCACAACGUCGGCCGCAUUGGCGACAAAGUCACUGCAGCAUUCGGGAAUGUGGCCUCUGAGCUGACCGGCAAGCAAGUGUUCAACCCGAAUGCAACGCACUCGGUCGUGGUCCAGGCGCUGGAGCGCAAGCGGUGCUCUGAGGCGCUGGCGCGCCGUAUCUGGAUGUCAUUUGUUGUCGAGGGCCGCGAGGCUCUGUAUCUGGAGGACAUUGUCGAAGUGCUUGGUCCCGACCAUGAGGCCGAGGCUGAGGAGUGCUUUGCUUCUCUGGACAAGGACGGGAAUGGCGAUAUCAGCUUGGAUGAGACGAUCCUGGCCAUCACUGAGUUUGGUCGCAUGAGGAAGUCCCUGAACCACAGCAUGCAUGACGUCGACCAGGCUAUCCAUGUGCUGGACAACCUACUUCUUGGUGUUGCCUUCAUCAUUGCUGUUCUGGUUUUCAUCUCCUUCGUCACCAGUGGAUUUGGCACUGUUAUUGCCGCUGGAGCAACCACGUUCCUUUCGCUGAGUUUCGUCUUCGCAACCACCGCUCAAGAAGUGCUGGGAUCUUGCAUCUUUCUGUUCUCCAAGCACCCCUUCGAUAUCGGUGACCGCGUGGACAUCAGCGACAAAUCCUACAUUGUGGAACGCAUCUCGCUGCUUUUCACUGUGUUCCGCAGCGUCACCGACCACCGGAUCACCCAAGUGCCCAACAACAUUCUGAACAGUCUCUGGAUCGACAACUUCACUCGGGCCAAUGCCAUGCAUGAGCAGCUGACGGUCCCGGUCAGCUUCGACACCACCUUCGCCGACAUCCAGAUGUUGCGCGAGGAGAUGGAGCGUUUCGUCCGUGACAAGGACAACUGCCGUGACUUCCAGGAAAACAUUGACAUUGAAGUCGUUGGCGUCGGCGACAUGGACAAGCUCGAGCUGCGCGUCGACAUUCGCCACAAGUCCAACUGGUCCAACGAGACGGUUCGCGCGUCGCGCAGGUCCAAGUUCAUGUGUGCGCUUGUGCUGGCCGUGCGGAAGAUCCCGAUGCGGGCUCCGGGUGUUGCCGCCGAAGAGGAAACCAAGUCUGAUGACGAUGAUGGCGACGACAACGGCGAUAAUGCCGACACAAAGUUCACUGGCAACCGCAAGUCCACCCAGGGCAGAGGCGCCGACCAACCCUCAUCCCGGAACGACGACUCUGGACAGAUGGGACUGACUGCCGCUGCCGCUGCGGCAACCGGAGGCAUGAUGAAAAUCGACUCGACCACCCCCAACUCGGCCCAAUCGACAGGCUUUGACCACGGCCGAUCUGGAUCUGUGUACCAGCGCGGAUCUGGCGCCGCGGCGCAAUCCCAGCGGGAAGCCGCAUACGCUGAGCAGCUCAACUCGCGCGCGCCAACAGUUGAUGCUACUCGCGACGAGCGCGAACAGGGUCUCUACCGCACCGCGACUAACUCCACCCAAGGCCAGCAGCCCAACGCACAGGGAGGCGGCGCCGGAGACAACACCAACGCCCCCUCGCGCGGCCUGUCGACGGGCCGGCGAAAAGAAGGCACACGCACCUCAUACAAUGAGCAUGGCGUCCCGUCCCUGCCCGCGCCAUCGCCCCUGUCCCCCGUGCACUCAGGCCUGACCCCGUCAACCAGCGACGUCCCGAUCCUCGGCGCGCCGACUCCUCCCUCCCGCGGUAGCGCCCGCUACGAGCCCCGGCCUCUAUCUCAGCCCCAAUCCCAGGCACAGGCACCUCAACUCCCCUACAACAACAACAACAGCAACAACCAGGGCAUCGUCUCCCCGAAUCCGGCCGCCUACAACACCUACUCGCCCGCCAACGCCUACGAUCCCGUCCACGUAACCGGCGUCAGCGCCGAGCACACCCCCAUGCGCAACCACCGCUUCGACUCCGGCCCGCCCAUCUCCGGCAUCACCGCCAGCAGCAACUACGAUUUCCACGAUCGCUAUGACCCCGUCUCGCCAUCUUCGCUGCACUCCCCACCGCCGCCGCCCGCCCCGGCCCCUGCCGCUACUGCUCCGGCUCCGGGCCCGACAUCGCCGCCGCAGUCCGAGGCUGUGAAUCGUCGCUCAUCGUUCCUAGCGAAGGCUCUUCGGAGGGAUCUUAGCAGGAAACCUUAUGCGGAGCAUUAA
Penicillium alfredii is the source of this 3120-nucleotide messenger RNA. RefSeq names its product serine/threonine protein kinase. The transcript has 2 exons. Gene Ontology annotation, cellular component: membrane. The coding region runs from base 1 to 3120 and encodes 1039 amino acids. NCBI's taxonomy places the organism in Eukaryota, Fungi, Ascomycota, Eurotiomycetes, Eurotiales, Aspergillaceae. Gene Ontology annotation, molecular function: calcium channel activity; calcium ion binding. Gene Ontology annotation, biological process: calcium ion transmembrane transport; intracellular calcium ion homeostasis. The record is from RefSeq and is a predicted model, not a curated record.